Molecule: messenger RNA, 4475 nt
Organism: Xiphophorus maculatus (southern platyfish)
Lineage: Eukaryota; Metazoa; Chordata; Actinopteri; Cyprinodontiformes; Poeciliidae
Gene: txndc11
Product: thioredoxin domain containing 11
Exons: 13
Coding region: 226-2769 (847 amino acids)
Source: RefSeq, a predicted model, not a curated record
UGGACUCUCCCUGACGCCGUUGUCGCGGAAGUAAAAAGUCUACGUGGGGAAGAAAGGUUGGACUGGCUGUGUUUGAAUACCUUAAACUCUAACAUCACCCAUGUCCAAUCCAGCUCCACUCUGUCCCUGGUCGAACCAGUCACCCUCCUGCCCUGGGAGGCAAAUGAAGGCGUUGAGCGGCAUCCGGGGUGUAUAAAUGGUGAGGCCAGCAGACCUGAGGCGGUAAUGCUGCGCCGGGUGCGGCAGUCUCUCCGGCAGGUGCUGUUACUGAUGGCCCGGAGACCAGACAUUCUCUGCGGGGCCAUCGUGCUCAGCGUCCUGCUCAUGCUGGCGGUGAAGUUCACAUGCAGCCGCGCUAAGGAUGUGGUGGCGGCGGCGCGGCCUCCGGUCCGGUUCUUCUCUGUCGAUGCCCCGGUAGUGGACCUCUACUUGGGUCAGCUAGACCAGGUGGAACGUCUCAGGAGCAUGGCCGAGGUGUCUUUUAUUUUCUUCUAUGCUCCCUGGUGUGCUCACUCCAUGGCUGCUCGACAGGAAGUGACACAGGUUGCUAAGAAUCUGGCCAAACAGGUGCAGUUUGUGGCUGUUAACUGCUGGUGGAGUCGAGGGAAAUGCAGGAGGCAGAAACGUUUCUAUCACUACCCCAUCAUCCAUCUGUUCUACAGAAGGUUUGGGCCAAUCGAGUACAGAGGACCGUUUGUGGCUCCAUAUAUUGAAAGUUUUACCCUCAGAGUCAUCACACCACUGACUUACCUCCCGACCAGAGCGCAUCUCGAAAACUUCCUGUCCCAGCAUGAGUCUGGUGUGGUGGGUUUCUUCCAGUUCAAUUCCUCUCCACAGCCUCCAGGGUACAUCACCUACCUGUCCUCUGCCCUGCAGACCCUAAGGAGAGAUGUCCACGGCGUUGUGCGGUUUGGAGUUGUGACGAGCAAACACGUGGCAGAGGCCGUCUCACUCAGAGAGGAUGAAACGGUUUACCUGCACAGAAGAUUCAACUCUUCUUUGAUUUUUCCAAGAAAGAAGCUAAACUUUACAUCGGAGGCCGUCUGCAAGUGGGUGUUUGAGCACUAUGAGACGGUCGUCCAGUGGCUGCUGCCUCCGGGGACGAAGUCCCGCCUGCUGGAGGGCGAGUUGACGAAAGGCCCUGCACUGCUUCUGUUUAUGCCACAUGACCCCCUGCAGUCUGAGCCAAGUGCCAUACUACAGCAGUUUGCAGACAUUGCUGUACGUUAUCACUCCUGCGAGCGCUCCAGCGCAGACGACCGUCUGCCCUUCUACACCUCGCUGUGCUGCCGAUCUGUUCCCGUUCCGGAGUCCAGAACCAGCGCAUGCGAGGUCUGCCUCAGGCUGUCCGGGCCGAGCCUCCCCGUCUCCUCGGCUCGCUGCUUGUUUCCCUCCGCUUCGCAAGAAGGAGACCGAUUCGGGACUUAUCUGAACCGCUGCUGCCUUCACCAGCCACCCUCUCCCAUAUCCAUGAUAAGUGCGACCUCGGAGGGCUGCAGCCACUACGUGAGCAGCUACAGUCCCUUUACUCAGUUCAGUGCCUGCUGUAAAACAUUAGAACCUCAGCUUAAUGAAUCACAAGCCAAAGAAGAGCCGGGACUUCCUCCUCCUCCGUCCGUCCCUCCAUCCUCUGCUCCCAUCCAAGAGGAGGAGGAGAACGACGGCAUCACAGGGCUGCAUUGUCGGACUAACAGGACUCUCAGGUUCUACGUGCUGGACAUUGGCCUCAACUGGCCUCUGGCCGAGCGACUCGGAGCGUCGAGCCAAAAAAACUCUCCUGUUCACAAAGGGGCUUCCACAGAAGGCGACGGCAACCGGGACUGGUCAUUUGUGGCCAUCGUCAACCUGAAAUACGAGGUUCAUUACGUUCUUCAGCACAACCCAGACGCCACGCUGACAGAGUCUCUAGAGACGUUCAUCAGGAACUUCAGCUCACCGCACAGCCAUCUACAGAGACAUUUGGUCGGAGAGGAUGACAGAAAGGAGGGUGGAGGCGGAGCCAAUCCUCCGGAGGAACAGCAGCAGCAGCGCCGCCUCGUCACCGAGUUGACCACUUCCUCCUUCGUGUCUUCCAUCAUGGACCAUCAAAAGGACGUGCUGCUGUUCUACUACACUCAGUGGUGCGGCUUCUGCUCCGUUCUCAACCACGUCCUCAUCCAGCUGGCCCGACUGCUGCAGGGGAACCACACCAUCACCGUGGCCAGGGUGAAUGUGGCUCGUAACGACCUUCCCUGGGAGUUCAUGGUGGAUCACGUCCCUUCCAUCCUGCUGUUCCCCAGACACAGAAAGCACCUCAGUGUGAAAUAUCCCGCCGACCUUCCCAUCACCUUGCCAAACCUCCUCCGCUUCAUCCUGCAGCACUCCGACUCUCUGCGUCAGGCCAACGGGUCGUCCGCCGUGGCGCCGGAAUCCGGCGCCGUACUCCACGCGGAGUUCCUGGCCCUCCAGCACGAAGUCCAGGCCCUGCACCACGCCCGCCAGCGGCUCUCGCAGCAGCUGGCGCAGCUGUGGCGCGAGAACCGCCAGCUGAAGUUCGACAUCCGCGGCAUCGAGCAGAGCCUGGAGAGGCAGAUGCAGGAGAAGAGCCGGCGGCUGGCCGAGGCGCUGAAGCGUCUGCAGGAGCUGGCGGACGCCUCGGAGACCCUGCUGAACGAGAACGUGCUGCUCAAAGUCCUGCUGAGGGCGCUGAGGGACAGGACGGAGGCCGACGAGCAGGCCGAGGCGGACCGAGAGGAGGCGGGACAGGAAGACGGCCGCCGAGCUUCCUGAUGACAGGGCGGCGACUCAGGAGGAGGACGUGAAGGCCAGACUGAAGGCGGAGGAAGUAAAAGCUGUGAUUAGACUUUUAACAAGUGCAGAAAGAAGAGGAAUGUACGCUUCUGCAAACAGGAUGUCACGUUAAACCUAAACUUAAAAAAGGUUGUUGGUUUGCUGUUAACACUGAGAUUAACCUGGGCUCUUUAAAAAAGAAAAGAGAGAAAGAUGGAAACAUGAUGCACUUUUAUAAAGUGCUUUGAUUACAGCCACUCAUGGAAACACACCGGUUCAUUUCUGAUAAAUCGUUUUCAGCCAAAUCCGUCAUUUUUGAUUCCUGUACAAUUUAAAGCUGUGGUAGGUAACUUUUAUUUUUUUUAAAACAGCCAAAAAACAAACAAAUGUCUUUUGUUUGCACAUUUGUUAAAACUUUCACCAUGUCAUGAAUUUAGUUUGAGACAGAAAAUCAGAGAAAAUCAGAAAAAGAGUUUGCUACUCUGGUGUCCCCAAAAUAACUGUAAAAAUACGCCACUCGGUCAGAAACAGCCAAUCAGAGCUUGGAGCAGUGUCUUGGUGCUGUCAAUCAAGCUCAUGUAGGAUUGUGAUGACAGCAGAGCCAGUUGUGAAUGCAAAGGCUUGUUAGCAUUGCCACUGAUGACAGAGGAUAAAAGGUGUUUUUCAGCCAUUUAGCAGUAUGUAUACGGGAUUGAUUGGCAGCGCUAACACCUGGCUCUGAUUGGUUGUUUUUGAACGGAGAACGGUGCUUUUUUUUUUACACAGCAAUAGCAGAUUAUCUCUUUUAUAUCAUUACAACUUUUUUAACAAAUGUGUUAUAUAUAUAUAUAUAAAAUCAAAGUUACACGCUGCAGCUCUAAUGACAGCAUUAAAGCUGAACACUAGUAUCCAGGAAUAAUUACAUGUAUUACAUGAAAUGGACAUCAAAAGGUUUGGCUGACGUGGGAAAGAAUCCAUCCGGUCAGCUUGUUGGCUCCGAUAAAACCAGUCCAACUGGGAUGAAUUCCAGUUGCUUCCUUUCAUCUUUCACAAUAAAAGCCAUGUCAUAAAACAAAGACUGUUAAUUUUUAUCAAAAGGAUUAGAGGAGCCGUCAUGGUUCAGUCGUGGAGGACCUUUCUUUAGACUUGCUGAUGGAGGAAAGAUCUGUGAAAUAAAAAAAAAAAAACGAAGGGCCUUUUGUUUUCCACCUCCUCUGUGUGAACUCACCUGCUGUCCAAGUGUCAAAUGUAAAACCAUCUUUUACUUCAGUUUGUGUUGAAGUGUGAGCCUUUUAACUUUUUCACAAGGAAUUGCAACCUAAAUAUAAUUAGUAAUAUAAAAAAUAUAUUUUUCUACAAACUGUCCACCUGUUUUUUGGGGGGGUUUUUGCAUUAAUUCGACGCUUCCAUAUUUCUCACACAGUUAAGUGGGUGUUUUCUUAAUGAUUAGUAUAAAUCCACAGAUUUUAAGCGAAGCGUUGAUGUAUUUACCAGAGGAGAGAAAUCUCUUGUCUCAUCCUACCUUUUUUUUUUUAAAAUAUAUAUAUAUAAUUUAAUUCAAAGCAUGGUUGUAAUGAUGGGUUUGCUACACUGAUUUAUUUUUACAGAAAUCUUUGACUCACUAAGAUAUUUCUAUGUAACUAUUCAGGUAUUCAGAAUGAGAUGCUGCAGUUGUUUACAUGUGAGAUAUUGCACCGGUUUUUACUGAUUAAACGUCUCGGCCUUUC